ACACCAAAUUGAUAGUCUGAAUAAAAUCAUCCUGAUAUUGAGCUGUGUUAGAAAUUAACAGCUGCGCAAAAAUAUUUUGCGUCUUUUGUUUUUUCAUUUCAUUUGAUAAAUAUUAGCCUAUUGUUUGUUUAUUAACCCCCCGGCCUCCUGUCAUUUUGCAAUAGUGGCCCCAGAGCAAAGCUAAGGACCCUGGUGUAGACCUAAGUGCUGUCAGCGACAGGAGGCCCAGAAGUGGAGCUUUUUACCGUGAUCUGAAAUCGUGUGUAAGUGUGUACUGUGUUCCAGUAGGUCACCUGAUUUCCUAUCAACACCCUCCUCAGAUGCUGCCUUCACAUACCGCCGGACAAAUUGAAAUCACCGCUGCAGCCAGCAAAUUUUUCUAUUCCCAGGAUGGCGAAGGCAUGACCCGCCCCACUCUCCCACUGAAUGGCUAGUUCUCCUUGCCUUCUUCGGUUGUGUUGGUAAUGUUUAGACAAGAGGAGUGAGAUUGGUUAGGGUGGAGAAUGUAAGGUAUCCAGUCAGAAUAAAUGCCACAUCGCGCCGUCAAACUGUGUACACGUCUUCAACAAGAAGUCCCUGAAGGUAGCAGGAGCGGCAGUAUUCUGUAAAGUGGAUCCAUUGUGGUCGUUGCUCUCGACUUUCCUUCUACAGCUGAGGAUGGUGGCUAAAGAUGGCAGGCUUCCCAGGACAGAUGUUCAUAGAGGAAGUGAAAGCAGCAGCAGAGGCCAUAGAAGUGUGGUGACUGCUUGAGAGGCUGAUGGCAGUGAAGCAGCCAUGGUUUGGCUGUCAUGACCGCUCUCAUUUGGAUGCUCACAUGGCUGCCUCAGGUCUUGCCAGCUAUGAGUAAACUCCCCCAACCUAUCAACUUGACCCUGAACUCAAGCCAUUUCAAUCAUGUUCUGAAAUGGGAGCCUGGACCAGGGACACCCACAGGAGUCUACUACAGUGUCACCGUUAAGGCACAAACGGGCACUUCCUGGAUGCCAGUGGCUGGCUGCGAGCAUGUCCAACAUCCACUGGUUUGCAACCUUACAGAGGCCUUCUCUGAGCCAGAACAGGUCUACUUCACCCGGAUUGAAGCCCUGCUGAAAGCACAGGACUCACAAGAAGUAGUCCUCCCAGGAUUUCAACCCAUUAGAGACACUCAGCUGGACCUGCCAUGGCUGACUGUGUCACCCUGUGGCAAAGAUUUGUGUGUGGACCUUCAGCCUCCUAUGGGGCACCUUAGGGAGUACUAUGAUUCUCUGAAUUACAAACUCAGGAUCAGGAGCAACAAUGCAAAUGGAGCUCAGUUCUUUGAGGACAACAAGUCUCUGAAAAGGAAGAUUUUGAAGGAUCUGGCCUCCGGCAGACAGUACUGUGUCUCAGUCUGCUUCUUAGACAGUCACGUGCCAAGGGAGUCUAACUACAGCCAACCUGUGUGUGCUGUCACCGCUGGCUACUAUACUGCAGACCCGUUGAUCUCAGCCUUGUUGUGUUUGUUGGUGAUAUCUGGUGUGGGUGUUGUGGCCCUGCUGAUCUCUACUGGUUUUAUCUGUCUGAGAAAGAGGCCCCUGCCAUCUGUCCUGACAACCAUCCAUCACAUGGAAGAGCGUCUAGUUGCUGCAUCCUGCAGCACAUCUCUCUCUUCUCUCUUGAAUAUUAAACCAACACUGCCCUCUUCAGGUGAGAAGAGGAGCACCCACACAUCAGAUGAGAGUGAUGGGGAGAGUGUUACAGAGAUCACUGGAGGGAGCACAGGAGGAGGUUACAAACUGCGGUUGGGUGCUGACUUCCACUCUUCCUCGUUUUCGUCUUCAUCAUCUCUGUCAGCUCCUUUAUCCCCAAAGCCUGAACUGCCGCACAGUUUAAACCGAGCAUCAGACUUCCUCAGUCCCCAGCCUGAAUGUUCAACAGAGACACAUUCCAAUGCUGGAUUGAGGGAGCCACUGAGUGCAUACACAGCCUUACACUCUGAUUCUCUCCCUAAAACUGAUCAGGGUUCAGAUCCCUGUCCUGCAGAUGCAGACAAAUUGACUGUAGGGAUAAUUCAGUCAAAUGAAGAGGAGAAGGAUGUGGUGGGAGAGGAGGACAGCCAGGAUGUGAACCUACUCUCAUUAACCUUUGGCAGGCCUGAGGAGGAGGAAGAAGAGGAGGAGGUGGAGAAAUCCCAUUGUGACUUGGCAGAGUUAUCCUCUGCUUUAGAGGUGUACAACACAAUCGUAACCCUGCCCUCACUUGACAGGAACACAAAGGAAGUUGCUAUAGAAACUGUUUCCUGCACUGUUGAUGAAGAGGAGGUGGAAGAGGAGGGAGAGCACUCUGGAUAUAUGGUGCGUCCAUGUCAAUAUGUCUUAGAGAACUUAUUUUAGAAGUCUUGGGGCUAGAAGUUACUCUGCGUCAUGUCUUUUUACAUUUUCAUAAAAACCAGUGUUACAAAGACAGACUGUAAAGCUCAUGUAGCAGCACUGUUAUAAAUACAUUUCAUUCACUCAGUCUAGACACUGACCUCUCAUAUGCUGAUGAGGAAUUGGCCUUGCAGGGUGUACAUACUCUUCCCACAAGUAUAGUUUGUGGUGAUGAUGGGCCUCAUGCAAGAACCACACAUAUACAAAUGUUUGCUCUUAAGUGGCAUGUACAAAUUAUUUUGAAGAACUUGUGACAUCAUUCAGUUUUCUUGUGUUUAUUAUGUUUUCUUAGGCACAGAAUUGUUGUUCAAGUCAUGAUCAGAUCAUCUGCCUGUGGUGGCCUGUUGUUAAACUCCGUCACCUUUAUGGGGCUUUGCUUCUUGACUCAUGUAAUCUAUUUCAGUGGCUCUCAGCCCCUUUAGUGUUAUAACAAUCUGCUUAAAAUUUUAAGCCUAGUUUUUUUGGUUGUUGUUGUUGUUUUUUGUUUUUGAAAAAGUGAAAUCCUAAAGCGACUGUGGUAAUAAUGACUUGGGUAAGAGAAGGGCAGCAAAAUUAUUGGGCAGCCUUUAAUUCCCGCAUGAUACUACCAAAAGAAAGUACUUAAAGAAAAUUUUAAUGAAGCUUGAACAGUUUAUUGAGGUAGCAACUCCCCCUUCCCAAAUAAGAGUGCAAGUAAAAAAAAAACUGGAGAAAUGACCACUAUAGUAAAUUGUCCUUUUUGUCCAAUUCAAGUCUUCCUUACUGAAAGUACUCCAAGCAAUAAAAGGAAUGCCCAAUGUCCUGUCUUUAAAAUGCAAAACUAAAAACCAGGAAAAAGCAAAGCACUGCAAAUCAAAAAAGUCCAAAAUGAAUCAAACUCAUUGGCUGUAGAAUCAAGAAAAUAAGUAAUCCAGCCUUAGCCUGAUGACUCUACCAGUCUUUAUGGUCCUCCAUACACACUUGUUUCACUGCAAUCCGUCAAGGUAUCACCAUAAAAAAGAGUCAACGGGGUCUUUCUCUGUGGCAGGCUGCCCGGCUUCAACCUCACUCCUGUUUUCUCCUCACCUUACAAAAUCAAAAUCCCUCACCAAACUAUUCCCCUCUCCUUUGUUCCCUAGGCCAAUUUUCAACCAAUGUCCUCAUCAGAAAAUUGAUUGAAUCAGUGUAGUCAGAUUAAAAAUGUCAUUAUUGCAACUUACACUUAAGAUCUUUGGGGAGUUGAUAAACUAUAUAUUUUUGGAAAGUUUAGAGUAUGACAAACUGCAAAACCAAAUCUUUCCAUGUUUUUGAAAGUGUAUGUGGUGGUCAUUUUGGACUUUCAAAAAUAAGGACCAUCCAUAACUUGUUUUUAGCUGGAUCCUUCAUGAUAUAUCAAAAUGGCUUUCUGACUAAAGUGGAUAAUUGCAUAUUUUCCAAGCACAGGAAGCAAAUGGGACCUUUUGCAUUACACUAAAAAUAGAAUUUGAUGAAUGUUAGUCACCACAGUAGCCAUUUCAGCCAUGGAGUGAGGCCAUUUUCCCGAGGCUUUAAAUAAAAUAAAUGAAUGAAUGAACCUUUUAAGACUGGGGUGUAUAGACUGACCUUUAGUGACAUCUAGGAUAAUCAUAGUGAGAUGAAGCUUUACAGCCACAAACUAGAGACCUUGGGCAUUGAGAGGAUGUAUGGUUGUCAUAGGUAUAUUGACAAGAAGGAGGUUUCUCGGUAGUUUCUAGAACAGAAGUGCUCACAAUCCAAUAGCCGUAAAAUGCAAUUCUUGCAGAAAUCUCCAAACAUCAAAAAGCAAUAAUGCUCACUGGCAUAGCAAGUGUUAAGUUUGAUGACACCUUUGAAGUUCACAUGCAGUGUGCUAAAGACUGUUAUCAGCAUUCCCUGUCCACUGCAAGGGCAAGGUGUGUCUGCAUAAUUGUUGUUUUUCUUUUUUUGUUUUGUUUUGUUUUUUUCUUUUUUGGUCAAUGUGAUUUCCUGAAUAAGCCACCUGUUUAGCCACCAAAAGUAACCAUCUGCAUAGGUUGGAGUCUGACAUUUUGAAAAAAAAAAAAAAAAAAAGUGUUUUGAACACUCAACAUUUUUUAAAGUGAUUUUUUUUUUUUAAAUCACUUCUAGCCUAAUUCUAUUUAUAAUUUGGAGUAAGUGCUACAAGAAGCACUUUGAGCACCAUUAAGAUUGGGAAACUCCAGUUAAUCAGGAUGGGUUUCAUUAAAAAGGAUCAUCUACCUUGUAUUUUUAUUUUUAGAAAUCCUGACUGUAAGUGUAUAGGUUGUUCUACAUCAUGCAUGUCUGUAACAAGUAGAGCCCAUCAACUGUGUACUUAAUCAUGUCUGAGUUGUGCCUGAGGAAUGUUAGUUAAUGAAUGUCACACAGUCUCCACAUUGUAUGGUUAUAUACAUGCUUUUAUUUUUGCCAUAUUGUUUUCAUUUUAUGUUCAGUGUACAGUCAUACUAACAUUGCAUUUUUUAUAAGUUACACAUUGUAUCAGGAUCAUAACAUAAACCAUGUUUUAUUGCAAGUUACUGUGUGCAGCCAACUUCAAACAACAUUAUCAAACAGCUUCCAUAAGUGUGACGUUUUUGUAUUUUAUACUCACUGUAAAAUUCUGCUGUUUAAAAAAACGCAAUGUCAAGUUAUUCUUUAGUUUCAUUACUCAGUGUCCACCUGGAAACAUGUACAUUUCACAACUAAUAAACUUACAUUUAAAUAGC
Molecule: messenger RNA, 5065 nt
Organism: Epinephelus moara (kelp grouper)
Lineage: Eukaryota; Metazoa; Chordata; Actinopteri; Perciformes; Serranidae
Gene: crfb2
Product: cytokine receptor family member b2
Exons: 9
Coding region: 789-2351 (520 amino acids)
Molecular function (GO): protein binding; catalytic activity
Source: RefSeq, a predicted model, not a curated record